Messenger RNA from Pestalotiopsis fici W106-1, 2376 nucleotides. RefSeq lists its product as uncharacterized. NCBI's taxonomy places the organism in Eukaryota, Fungi, Ascomycota, Sordariomycetes, Amphisphaeriales, Sporocadaceae. The record is from RefSeq and is a predicted model, not a curated record. Gene Ontology annotation, biological process: proteolysis. Bases 1 to 2376 code for a protein of 791 amino acids. Gene Ontology annotation, molecular function: metalloendopeptidase activity. The transcript has a single exon.
AUGCGCGGCAUUCUUGGGGCCGUCGCCGCCGCCGUGCUGCUAACCUUCUCCCCUUUAUUAGCGGAAGCGCACUCAACCAAGAGAAAUGCUCUAAGCUACAUCAGUCGCGUGGACGACCCAAUCCUGCACACGCCUUCGCAUCGUGUUCAUGCCCACUCUUCCUUCGAACUUACCUUCUUGCUGCAUGGCGCCAACGACAAGGUGCGCUUGACACUGCAGCCUAAUUAUGAUGUCUUGUCCGAUGAUGCGACAAUACAAUAUCUAAACGCCGAUGGAUCCAUCAGACAUGAGGAACCAAUAUUAAGGUCGGACCACAGAGUCUUCAAGGGUGACACAUUUGUCAAGCACCCGGACCAUGGAGAGUGGCUGAAGGCUGGAUGGGCGCGCAUGUCGGUCUAUCGCGAUGGCGCCAACCCCAUAUUCGAGGGAACAUUCAGGCUAGAUGGAGUCAUUCACCACGUACAAACUAGCACCAAUUAUCGAAAGACGCAACACCAUGAAGACCCCGUGGCCGAAUUCUCCAGGGACGAAUACAUGGUUGUAUGGAGGGAUUCCGAUGUGCUGCCCAGUCAUAACGCGGUCGGCGAACUGAAGCGUGGUCUUGGUGAUUCGAGCUGCGAUUCGGAUCAUUUGAGCUUCAACACUGAUCUUGAUCAUCCCAUCUUUACUGGCAUAGACCUCAGCUCCAUGUCCCCCGCUGGCGGCCAUGAUCUAUUUGCUCGAGACGACGACACGCCCACUGGUGGUAAUGGUGCUGGUGUAAACCUCGCCAGCACCAUUGGCUCGACGGACGGCUGUCCAACCUCUCGCAAAGUGGCAUUGGUGGGAAUCGCCACCGAUUGUACCUAUACCGCCGAGUUCGACAACAAGGAGGAUGCAAGAAGCAACAUCAUUCAAAUGGUGAGUGCUGCAUCCGAGGUCUAUGAAAGCACAUUCAACAUCUCUCUGGGCAUUCAUGAUCUUGUCGUGAGUGAUGCAUCGUGUCCCGGCACUGCGCAAGAAACCGCUCCAUGGAACGUGGCCUGUAGCGACAGCGUCACCAUCAGCAACCGCCUCAGUCUCUUCUCGGCCUGGAGAGGACAGCGCAAUGAUACCAACGCGUACUGGACGCUGCUGAGUACGUGCAACACAGAUUCUGCCGUUGGUCUGGCGUGGCUGGGUCAGCUUUGCGUCGUUGGCACGGGUGAUGGCAACGAUACCACUUCUGGCGCCAAUGUGGUGGUCAGAACCUCGACAGAAUGGCAGGUUUUUGCUCACGAGAGCGGCCACACUUUUGGUGCCGUCCAUGACUGUAUCUCCUCCACAUGCUCGGACGGUUCCGUAUCGAUGCAGCAAUGCUGCCCGCUAAGCAGUUCUUCAUGCAAUGCCAACGGAAAGUACAUGAUGAACCCAUCUACAGGCUCGGACAUUACACAAUUUUCCCCAUGUAGUAUUGGCAACAUAUGCUCUGCACUGCAACGGAACAGUGUCAGAUCAACGUGCUUGACCAACAAUAAGGAUGUCGUCACUAUCACCGGAAGCCAGUGCGGCAACGGAAUCGUCGAACAGGGAGAAGACUGUGACUGCGGGGGCGAGGAUGGCUGCGGAGAUAACACUUGUUGUGACGCCACGACAUGUAAAUUCACAUCGGGCUCGGUCUGCGACCCCUCGAAUGAGGACUGCUGCUCGUCACAAUGCCAAUUCAAAUCAUCGACUGAAGUGUGCAGGGCUAGCACAGGUACAUGCGAUCCCGAAGAGACUUGUACAGGCACCACGGCAACAUGCCCCGAAGACAAGGUCGCAGACGAUGGAACAUCUUGCGGCUCGGAUGGCGCCGGCCUUACUUGUGCAUCUGGCCAAUGCACAUCCCGAGACUUGCAGUGCAGGACAGUGGUGGGAGCCCUGACUACGGACAAUAGCACUGCAGCAUGUAACUCCCAGGGCUGUCUUUUAUCGUGUUCCUCGUCACGCCUGGGCUCAAACACAUGCUACAACCUGAACCAAUACUUCCUGGAUGGAACCCCAUGCCAAGGUGGUGGCAAGUGCAGCAACGGCAAAUGCGAGGGCUCAAACAUUGCAGACGAGGUUGGUGGGUGGCUCAAGGACAACAAGAAUGUUGUGAUACCCGUUGCAUCAGUCGUGGGCGGCCUUCUCCUGCUUGCGAUUUGCUGCUGCUGCUGGAGUCGCUUUCGAGGAAGAAAACGUCCCAAGACAGUACGGCCUCUGCCAAAUCAGGGCUGGCCGCGUGGAGGGCCACCGCCAGGUUGGGCUGGGGCGAAUAUGCCACGAUCGCAGCCUCGUGGUCCUGGCAGCCAAAUGGAUCGCGGAAUGCCGCCACCCUACGCACCUUAUGGCCAACAGCCUAUGAGCCGUAUACAAACAGCACGAUACGCCUAG